This is a messenger RNA of Malassezia globosa CBS 7966, 666 nucleotides long. RefSeq lists its product as uncharacterized. The transcript has a single exon. Bases 1 to 666 code for a protein of 221 amino acids. Lineage: Eukaryota; Fungi; Basidiomycota; Malasseziomycetes; Malasseziales; Malasseziaceae. The record is from RefSeq and is a predicted model, not a curated record.
AUGAAGAUUCUGGAAGGCAAAUAUUCGGAUGACUACCCAUCGUCUAAUCCUCAAAAAUUCUUGGAUGACCCCGACAAUAAACCUACUUCUCAUCCAGACUGGUACAAGUACUACUCUGAAGGUUUCGGCGGCGUUCGUCCUCUGCAGCUCCUUCUGGAAAUCAAGUCUGACGAUGCAGAACUUUCCGUCUUGAAAUUGGCGAAACAGUUAGAGCCGCUUCGUGAGCGCGGCUGGCUCACUAAGUACAAGGACGGGAAGAUCCACUAUGGUCCAGUGAUUGUAGUCGGCACAGGCGGCACGCCAUUCGACCAAAUUGCUACUAGCUCUAAUCGUGACCUUUUCCUCGAUUGUCCGGCAAACGGUAUUGAUGGAACACACUACAUUUGGGGUCACACAUACACGUACAACUCGACGCUUUGCCCACUGGCGUCGUCAGGCUAUUCUGACGUCAAGCAUGCUAAUCAUGGCAUUCUUCCUCCCCGUAAGUCAGCCAUCACCCAAUUCCACAAGGUCAUCGAGACUUCUCACCACCACGGUGCAACAACACGCUUUUAUGGCAUUCUCGAUCUACCGUCCAGGAUUGAAGACUUCAACAUGUUGAUUCAACAGGGCUCAGACUGGCUUAACAUUGACGACCUGAAUGACGCAAAGCGUUAUUCGCACUAA